Molecule: messenger RNA, 216 nt
Organism: Adineta ricciae
Lineage: Eukaryota; Metazoa; Rotifera; Eurotatoria; Adinetida; Adinetidae
Source: the annotation of a GenBank genome assembly
AUGGGAUCCGAGACCGUCGGAAUCCAAUGCGAUUCCGCCACCAGGAUUUCAUGGGAUCCAUCGAAUUCCUCUCGCAAAGAUGAGUCAAAUACGAAAGAUCGUUUGGCGGAAUUUGCUAAGGAAGUUAUAACAUUAGGCGAGCAGAAUGUCACCAUCAGUCCACAGAUGUUGAAGGAGCUGAGCGAAAAAUAUCAUAUUUCACCACCGUCUACAUGA